CGCCGACAAAGCGCGUUGCCACUGGACGGGGCUGGGUCGACCUCCAACGCAGAAGGUUUCGGGGGGUUGCAGCGGACGAUUGACUAAGGCCGCCCUUGCUCUUAGUUAGUUAACUACUACCGCUUCCGCGCCCGUUCUUUUUCCUUUCCGCGGCGCCUAGGCUGAUGCCGAGACUGUAGUCAGUCAACUUAACUAACCUCCCUACCUCAUCUUACUCCCCUUUCCCAAUCACUUUAGUUCUAUGAGAGUUGGUCGCAUUUUUAGACACUCGUGAUCCUACCUGUACAGUCACAAUGAAGCGCAUCUUCACCUCCCUCAGCAGGCGCUCCAGCCCGACGCGCGACACUCCCUCCUACGCAGAUGACUCACCUGAAGGAGUUAUUUUGAAAGAAGUGACUGCGUUCUGCGAAUCGGGAGGCCCCAAUGGAAAUGAAUUCGUUCACCUCCCCGGGAUCGUCGAAAGUGCAGAAUCAAGCCCCAACGCCGCCCGGGAAGCGGCCCAGCGCAUCCGCAAGCUGCUGUCCGAGCCGUCGAAGACCCCGAGUAACGUGCAGUACAAUGCGAUCAUGCUUAUUCGCAUUCUGAUCGACAACCCGGGUCAUACCUUUUCGCGCAACAUCGACGCCAAGUUCGUGGCUACCUUGAAGGACUUGUUCCGCCUGUCGAGGGAUGGGAGCGUACGUAACUUCCUGCGGGAAACGCUGGACUUUCUGGAGACGCAGCGGUCCUGGGAUGAGGAUCUCACGCUGCUCUUGCAAAUGUGGAGCAAGGAGAAGGGCAAGGUCAACACCAGGACAAACACCGGUCCCGGUCUGACACAGCCCAUGGUCCAGCCAUACCGACAGGCGCCGAAUUACUUCGGCGGCGGCGCCAACCCAAGUGCCGCAUUGCCGGAACCCGGGGAGCUGGUCGCGCGCAUCUCCGAGGCAAAGACCUCCGCGAAGCUACUCAUCCAAUUCGUCCAAUCCACGCCUCCUACCGAGAUGCUCGAGAACGAGCUCAUCAAGGAAUUCUCCGACCGGUGUCGCUCGGCCUCCCGGGCCAUUCAGAACUACAUUCACGCGACGAACCCCGGACCCGAUGAAGAUACUCUGGUGACGUUGAUCGAAACGAACGAUGAAUUGUCUGUAGCGCUUUCGAAACACCAGCACGCUAUCCUCAGCGCACGCAGGGCUCAGGGUCUUUCGGCCAGCCAGUCCUCCGCGUCAUCCAGCCAGGCUUCGGCGUCCGGCGCUGUGCAAUCCUCGGUGCCACCCCCAGUACCACCCCGGGAUACGCAGAGCCCUCUCCAGUCCUCCGGAGUCUCUCCCACACCUCCAUCCCUGCCGAGAACCUACAGCAACGGCGCAGGCCAGUACCGAUCGGAGGACUUCCAGGUCCAGAAUCCGUUUGCCGAUAAUCACGGACCCACGGCGUGUACGGCUUCCCCGACGCAUGCAGAGAAUCCCCAGGCAGAGAACAACCCUGACUGGUGGACGGAGGGGCAACAGCGGCCGGCGCAGCAGCAUCUGAUCUGAGACGUGACGGCUUGUUCAAGUUACCCUACGUACUCUCUGUGCCUGGGGCACUGUUUCUUGGAGAGACGACUAGGUCCUUUUAUGAUUUUUGAUGUAUCGAUACCAUACCUCUACAGUAUUGUUAAUUAAUCCCACCAUCGAUGGGUUGUACAUUGCCUUCUUUUUUGGAAUUUAUGGCGAGCAAUAAAGGUUGGAUGAUGAGGAUGGUGAUGUGUGUGGUCUUGGCUUGAUGAUAUACUAGAUAUGUGAAACCAAGGUGUGCCCAUAAUAGUGUGGUGACACCGCUUCAAAGUGUGCUUAUGAUAAUCAAAAAGUUGUGUUACGCAAAUCACAUGCCGAAGGUGC
Messenger RNA from Aspergillus heteromorphus CBS 117.55, 1862 nucleotides. RefSeq names its product GAT domain-containing protein. Gene Ontology annotation, biological process: protein transport to vacuole involved in ubiquitin-dependent protein catabolic process via the multivesicular body sorting pathway. Gene Ontology annotation, molecular function: ubiquitin binding; phosphatidylinositol binding. NCBI's taxonomy places the organism in Eukaryota, Fungi, Ascomycota, Eurotiomycetes, Eurotiales, Aspergillaceae. The transcript has 5 exons. The record is from RefSeq and is a predicted model, not a curated record. Bases 294 to 1517 code for a protein of 407 amino acids.